Molecule: messenger RNA, 3161 nt
Organism: Dicentrarchus labrax (European seabass)
Lineage: Eukaryota; Metazoa; Chordata; Actinopteri; Moronidae
Gene: rufy1
Product: RUN and FYVE domain containing 1
Exons: 17
Coding region: 32-2191 (719 amino acids)
Biological process (GO): regulation of endocytosis; protein transport
Cellular component (GO): cytoplasm
Molecular function (GO): metal ion binding
Source: RefSeq, a predicted model, not a curated record
CGUGAAUGCGAGAGGGGAGGGGGGGACAAACAUGGCCGACGAGGCAGGGAAAGUAAACACAGCUGUUGAGGAUGGCGAAGCAAAACAGCCGCCGGAUGAGCCCGAAGUUUCGGGAGUCACGACCGACGGCGAGUCCGGCGGCAGCGACGACCAGGACCGGGCCGAGAAGUCGACUCCGGCUCCGGCGGCGGCAGAGAACAGUUGGUCGGCUCCCCUCCUGUCUCUGGCUCGGAAGGCCACGGAGACGAUUAGCAGCGGGGUAAGCUACGCCGCUGCCCCGAGAAAUCCCUCACAGGGAUCCGCUGCGAGCUCCCCGACGGAGACGGAGCCCGAAAACGAUCUGGACAACGCCUCAAGAAAGCUUCCAGUUCUGCCCCCCAAAGACCCCAUGUCAAUAGAGAGAUCCAACCUCCUCAGCAUGAUGAAGCUGAGCAUCAAAGUGUUAAUCCAGUCCUCCUUGAGUCUGGGCAGGACGCUGGACUCGGAGUACCCUCCCCUGCAGCAGUUCUUUGUUGUCCUGGAGCAUUGCCUCAAACACGGGCUGAAAGCCAAGAAAUCCUUCAUUGGUCAGAACAAGUCCAUAUGGGGACCUCUGGAGCUGGUUGAGAAGUUGUGUCCAGAGUCUGUUAACAUUGCCACAAGUGCCAGAGAUCUUCCCGGCAUUAAGACUGGUUUGGGGAGGGCAAGGGCGUGGCUGCAUUUAGCACUCAUGCAGAAGAAAGUAGCGGACUAUAUGAAAGCUUUGCUGGACCGCAAAGAUCUCCUGAGUGAGUUUUAUGACUCUGGAGCAUUGAUGGUGGAGGAGGAGGGGGCAGUGAUGGGGGGGCUGCUGGUGGGCCUCAACGUAAUUGACGCUAACCUUUGUAUAAAAGGGGAAGAUCUUGAUUCUCAGGUCGGGGUCAUUGACUUCUCCCUUUAUCUGAAAGACCCUGCUAACAGUGAGACUCCAAAAGAUGAUUCCAAGAUGACAGUCAUAUUAGAUCAGAAGCACUACAUCGAGGAGUUAAAUCGUCACCUAAGUGGCACCGUCACUGAUCUUCAGGCUAAGAUGGACUCUCUAGAGAAGACCAACAGCAAACUUGUAGAGGAGCUGACAGCGGCAACAGACAGAAUCAACUCUCUGCGGGAGGAACAGGAACAGCUGAGACAGGAGAAUGAGUCCAUCUUGCAGUCCAGCCAGAAAAAGGAAGAGGCAGCCCUUCAGGACAGCCAGGUGGAACUGGAGACGUACAAACAGACCCGACAGGGCCUGGAUGAGAUGUACAAUGUGGUUUGGAAGCAGUAUAAAGAGGAAAAGCGCAUUCGCCAGGAGUUGGAACGGGAGUUGGAGCUCCAGGUGGGCCUGAAGCAGGAGAUGGAGGUGGCCAUGAAGCUGUUGGAGAAGGACUCGCAUGAGAAACAAGACACACUGGUAGCCCUGAGGCUCCAACUUGACCAAGUCAAGACUCUUAACCUGCAAAUGUUCCACAAAGCUCAGGACUGGGAACGAGAAGCAGAAAAAAAGCAGGCGGAGGCUGGGCAGCUUGAGCAGAAGAUGGAUGAAAUGGAGAAAGUCAUGAUGGAACUAGAGCAGAGACUACAGAACUCUGAGCGAGAGCGCAAACAAAGUGACCAGUCAGACAAAGAUAUGAAGGUGGAGCUGGAGGGAAAAGUGGAUGCUUUGCAGAAACAACUGACUGACCUGGAUACAAUAAGGCUGGGUUUAGAGAACGAGCUGCGCACUGAGAGGGAACAGAGACAAAGCCUUCAGAAAUCGCUCCAGCGGGAACAGGACAACAGCAUCGAGCUCCGCACACAGCUGCAACAACUCCAGGGCCUGCACACGGAGCUGCAGGAUUUGAAGCAGGAGAAGCAGCAGCUGCAGCAGACAUGUGAGCAGCAGGAACAGGCUCUACAGGAGAUGGGACUGCAUCUCAGCCAGUCUAAACUUAAGAUGGAGGACUUCAAGGAGGUCAAUAAAGCUCUGAAGGGCCACGCAUGGCUGAAAGACGAUGAGGCCACUCAAUGCAAGCAAUGCCAGAAGGAGUUCUCCAUCGCACGCAGAAAGCACCAUUGUAGAAACUGCGGAGACAUCUACUGCAACAAUUGUUCCAGUAAUGAGCUGGCCUUACCCUCCUACCCUCGGCCGGUGCGGGUGUGCGAUAUGUGCCACUCCCUCCUGCUGCAGAGAAGCACCUCCAAAGCUUCCUGACAAACACCUGCGAACUUCGACGUUUCUACAUCUGCUUUCUAACACUGCACAUGCUCAUCCACUAUGAUUUUCAACUACCAAGUUACUACUUAUGUUAAAAGAGAAAUGUCAUCAGAUCUUAUGGAAAUGUGAUUUGGUGUUCCAUUUCCACUGUUACCUGAAAUUCAGGAACAUUAGUUCAUCUGUAUUAAAUAUGGGCCACCUUUUAACACUGCUGGGAUGAUCUAAUAUAGUUAUGCAGACUUUAUGUUAAAGAUCCAGUGUGUAUGAUUCAGUGGCAGCUAGCAGUGUAGUUGCAGACUUUAAAGCUAUCCUAUCUAGACCCAGUGUUUGGUUUUCCCUUCUGGGCUACUGUAGAAACAUGGCAGACUACAUGGAAAAUGUCUAAUUCUUGGGUUCAUUUAUAUUAUACACUAAUGCAAACAUACUUAUGAAUAUCAUAAUCCAUUCUGCCAAUAGUUCCUCUGAAGUGUUGCACUCUGGACCUUUAACAAGACUUGACAUUAUUGAUAUUUUAGGAUAUAAAUGUGAUCAAUGUUUAUUUGAACUGGAAUAAUCACUUUGACAAUAUGGUACUGGAUAAACCGAUCAUUUAAAAAAGGUGUGUAGUUUCUCUAAUUCAAACCAUGGAUGUAGAUUAUGAUGAGGUUACACCAAGGUUGCUGUUGGUUUUCAGAGGGUCAUUUGUGUACCUGGAUCAUAGAACACGUGUACUUCACUUUAUCAUUCAGCUUGUCAUUCAUCUACUCAACUAACAUUUACAGCUAUGGCCCCACUGCUGGAUAACAUGCAAACCUAUUGUGUAAAUGACUGUAGAAUGUUAAAAUCUGACUAUUUUAGAAUGUAUUAUAACAACAAGGUUUUGUGGAUUGUGGACUGCUACAAAGCCAUUUUCUUAAUUUGGGAAUGGUGACCAAAUGUUUUUUUUAUCUAGGUAUUUGAUAAAUGAAUAAAGCCUCCAGUUUUGCAA